CGUGCAGAGCACUUCCGGCGUCGCGAUGGCGGCUAACGCUACCACUAACCCGUCGCAGCUGCUGCCUCUAGAGCUUGUGGACAAGUGUAUAGGAUCAAGAAUUCACAUCGUGAUGAAGAGUGAUAAGGAAAUUGUUGGCACGCUUCUAGGAUUUGAUGACUUUGUCAAUAUGGUACUGGAAGAUGUCACUGAAUUUGAAAUCACACCAGAAGGAAGAAGGAUUACUAAAUUAGACCAGAUUUUGCUAAAUGGAAAUAAUAUAACAAUGCUGGUUCCUGGAGGAGAAGGACCUGAAGUAUGAAUGGAUUCCCUUGACUUAUGCUAGAUUCUGUUUUGUCUUAUAAUGACAACAAAAAAUAAUUUUUUUAAACCUUUCAAUGUCUGGAUUCUGUGAAGCCAAGUUUCCCGUUAAAGGGGAAUGCUUUGAAGAGGCAUUGUAAAUGCUAUUUUUUAAGUUAAUCAUGUUUAUCUUGGGGGGAAAAUUAGAACAUCGAAGACUAAAAUAAAGGUGUUUUUGGUUAAUUGUCAUUUUAUUUAUUAUACUGCAAUAGCCACUGGAACAAAGCUAGUAGUUAUUUUGUCAGUUGCUCUCUUAUCAUUUCAUGCCUGUUUGUUUCCUUAUUUACAUGACCAAUUAAUUCUCAAAAAUUGUUCCAAAUAAAAUGGCAGACUUUGAUUUUGAACCAGGUGCAUUUAACCUGGAAUGAUUCAGUUCAAUUCAAACUGUGAUGCUCUGAAAUUAGCAUUUUUCUACUGAAAAGUUCCAUUAACUUCUAUUAAAAACGAAGAAGCAAAAGUAGACAGGUAGUCUGUGCAUUGUAGAACUGCAGAUAAAUGAAAAGGAAAGCAUUUAUUGUGCUUUACUGCCUGUACUCUUAGACUUUCUCAGUACACAUUUUAUAUUUACAAAAACUUGUUCACCCUGAUUACGCUGUUUUGUGGCCUCCAUUUAAGACUUUUAAAAAAUUUAAGUGGCGAACAUCUUUCCAUGCCAGAUAUUUCAGUGACAUUAAUGUGUGCACAGUAUUUCAUUAACUGGAUUUACUGUAAUUUAGUUGGCCUAUUCUUAUUAUUGGUCACAGUAGUCUAACUAAACCUUUAUGCAUUUUUAUUUUUCUUAAAAGAAAUUCAGAAAAGUGGUCAAAUGGUAUAUAUCAUCUUGUUGCCAACAAAACGUUUGUCAGCAGUUUUUCAUACUUUACAUAUUUACCACCAUUGGCUGUAUUCUCUCUUUUCUCUUUGUCAUUGUGGUAGGCAAAACGUGCUAUGUUAAAAUUUUCUGUAUUAAUUUUGUAUUUUGUGAAUUCUGUGAGGCUUUUGCCAUUGAGAUGCUUGUCUUAUUUCUUACUAAUAUGUAAGAAUUCUUAAUAGGUUACUCUUAGUCAUGUAUUUUGCAGGUAAAUUCCCUGGUUUGUAGUUUGCCUGUUAGGGGUACAUUUUCGACAUAAAUAAAAAAAAUAUUUUUAUGUAGUUA
Messenger RNA from Miniopterus natalensis, 1474 nucleotides. It is a transcript of the gene LSM5, whose product is annotated as LSM5 homolog, U6 small nuclear RNA and mRNA degradation associated. NCBI's taxonomy places the organism in Eukaryota, Metazoa, Chordata, Mammalia, Chiroptera, Miniopteridae. The record is from RefSeq and is a predicted model, not a curated record. Gene Ontology annotation, cellular component: U6 snRNP; Lsm1-7-Pat1 complex; U4/U6 x U5 tri-snRNP complex. Gene Ontology annotation, biological process: mRNA splicing, via spliceosome. Gene Ontology annotation, molecular function: RNA binding.